UAAGGUUCUUAAAACCCUUGCCCCCAGACCAGGAACUAUAUUCUGGAGCAUACAAAGAACUGAGUGCGUAGUUUUGAGACAGUUGAUUCAGAAGAUUUUCGCUAUGGCCUCAGAAGCGGAUAGAAACGUUGGACUCGCCAACAAUGGCGAGCACCAGGACGACGGGGAACAGCAGAAUGUGGUGAACAGGGUCACUAACCUGCCGCUUGUGAGCUCUGCCUAUGAUAUGGUGUCGGCUGUAUACAACACUACCAAGGAGAACCAUCCAUACGUCAAGACGGUCUGUGACGCUGCUGAACAGGGAGUGAAGGCCAUCUCUGCUGUGGCUGCCAGUGGUGCCAAGCCCAUUAUGAACAAGCUGGAACCACAAAUUGCAGCAGCUAAUGAAUAUGCCUGUAUGGGCUUGGAUAAGCUGGAAGAGAAGCUUCCAAUCCUUCAGCAGUCCACACCCCAGGUUGUUGCAGAUACCAAGGAGCUAGUUUCCUCCACUAUUACAGGAGCUAAGGAUGCCGUCUCCAACACAGUGACUGGUGUCGUUGACAUGGCCAAGGGAGCUGUGCAUAGCAGCAUCGAGAAGACCAAGAAUGUGGUAGCUGGAGGAGUAAAUACUGUCAUGACAUCCAGAGUUGGCCAGAUGGUGGCCACUGGUGUGGACAGUGCACUCAAUAAAUCGGAAGAGAUGGUUGAUCAUUAUCUUCCUUUAACUGAAGAAGAAUUGGCAAAGUUGGCCACAUCUACAGAAGGUUUUGAAGUGGCCCCAGUACAAGAGCAAAGUUACUAUGUGCGCUUGGGAUCUUUGUCUUCGAAAGUUCGUCACAGAGCAUACCAGCACUCGACUGCUAAGAUGCAGAAGGUCAGGCAAAGCAGCCAAGAAAUCAUCUCUCAGCUUCACAACACCAUGGAUCUGAUUGAAUUGGCAAGAAAAGGGAUGGAUUCAGCAAAUCAGAAGCUCCAUGGUGUUCAGGAGAAACUGCAUCAGGCCUGGGAUGAUUGGGUGAAAAAUCAACCAGAAGCUCAAGCAGCAGAACAGAAUGCUCAGAAACCAGAGCACCUCGAAUCUCGAAUGUUAACCAUGACCCGUGGUCUCACGCAGCAAUUACAAACUACCUGCCUGACCUUGGUUUCAAAUGUUCACGGUCUUCCUCAACACGUUCAAGAUAAAGUGCAACAGAUCCGCAAAACAGCUGAAACCAUCCACACCUCGUUUUCCUCUGCUAAUUCCUUGGGGGAUCUCUCUGGGCAGCUGUUGGCCCAAAGCCGGGAACAGAUGGCAAAAAUUCGGGAAUCCAUGGAUGGGGUGAUGGAAUAUGUGCUUCACAACACUCCUCUCAACUGGAUGGUUGGUCCUUUUGCCCCGCAGUUGACUGAGAAACCUCAGUCGCCAUCUGAGGAGAUGAUUGCAAUGGAUGAAGUUAAAGAGUAACUUAAUCUCUUUGAGUUCAACUUGUUGGAUAAAUAGCUUGACCUGUGUUAAACUUGUGUUAAUUUUGGUGUUUAAACUUUGACCUUACUACUGGACUAAAUUUGUAUUUCUAGGUUUGCACAAUAUUCCUCCAAACUACUUGGCCUCAUCCAAUUAAUAUCGUCAAUAACAUGAAUUUUAACUUCUAAUUCUCCCAAUGCAAGGUGAAAUAUUUUGGCUAUACUAAUUAUAAAACAAUUUUACAGAUGUGUGAAAUUUUCAAUAAAUGAGAAGUGCUGGCAAAUCUCAUGGAAAACUGACACCCUAAAGCUUGUGAAGAUUAGGAUUGAAUUGGAAAUUGGGUGGAAUGUAAUUUCAGACAAAUGUAUCAACUUCCAACAUAAUCUGGCUGGGGUAUUCCGAGCAUUUAAUUCAUUGCAACAAUGUUGCAGAAUGGAUCUGCUGAAUUUGCCAAUACAACUUGGGAAAUUCCUCUUGCAAUAGGUAUCAUUUGUGCAAUGCAUUUUUUCCUUGCAGCCAGAUAAGGGAGAAUGUGCACUGACCUUGAUCAGCUGCAGUUUUUCUACCUACCAUCUAAAAGAAAUGUUGAAAUGUUUGAGAGGCAGCAGCAUGAACCACUUAAAAUGUUUGAGCACAAUGCAUGGGUGGAGGUGUUUGUUCUAAAAUUUAACCUAGUCCUACUCGCAUGCACAUAUUUCUUCAUUUGAAAUACUAUUGUUAAAGAUGAGAUCCUUUUCGAAGGUGUGCAAAAUAGAGCAAAGGUUUAACUUGGAAUAAAUAAAAUAAACAGGAUGCCUGAAUACUGAAGAAUUUCACCAGCAUUACUUUACACACUUUCACUUGCAGUCACUUUUCAGUUCUCCUGCAGUAUAGCAGAAUUUGGUUUGUUUUUAAUUUUAUAUUGGGUGGGCAUGCCAAAUGUUCAGAGAUCUGUAAAUGGAGCUAGUACUAUUGGUUAACUAAAAUGCAAGUAUUGGUCUUUGCAAUGAGGUAUAUUUACUCAAAUAUACUAUUUUUAAGCAGUAUAAAUUAGGUACCAAGCAACUCUUCAGUGAAUGUAUUUAAUAAUCAAAAUUGUUUUGCUAGAAUGUAGCUUUAUCUUGAAAAUGCAUUGACUGUUUUAUUACCUAGCCCCGAGUUCAAUGAUCUGGAUAAAACUUGCAGCGGUAGCAAAAUUUGUAUUUACUCAGCCUGUUUAUUGCACUCAGUGUAUGGAACUUCUGUGCUCCAUGGCAUUAAAUCUUUCUUCACAAACACAUUUUUGACACUUGUCCAAUUUGCAAAACCUGUGCUAGCAUUGGUGCAUGGUGGCAAAGCUUAACCCCAGUGGGACAAGCUGGUGCCCUUGCAAUUGGGCUAUUGUAUUUGAACAUGCAGCUUGAAACCUGCUCAGCCAGCAUGAAAUGUAUGCAAGUGAUCCCAUACUUAAUGGAAAAAUUCUCCCUCCCAAAUCCAAGA
This is a messenger RNA of Mobula hypostoma (lesser devil ray), 2881 nucleotides long. RefSeq names its product perilipin-3-like. Gene Ontology annotation, cellular component: cytosol; lipid droplet. Gene Ontology annotation, biological process: positive regulation of triglyceride storage; lipid storage. Bases 104 to 1423 code for a protein of 439 amino acids. The transcript has 8 exons. The record is from RefSeq and is a predicted model, not a curated record. NCBI's taxonomy places the organism in Eukaryota, Metazoa, Chordata, Chondrichthyes, Myliobatiformes, Myliobatidae.